AUGUCGUUGACGUUCCCGGGUUUCCAGGAGUUUUACAAGUUGCUUACAACCUCUAUCUCCAUCCACUGGCGAAAUUCCCUGGAGCCAAACAAGCGGCUGUCUCUGAGUUUUAGCGACGUCGUGAGGAUCGCACCGAAUGAUUUGUCCUUCAACACACCAGAUGCUGCACGAGAUAUCUACUAUCAUGUGGUCAACGGCCGUCCGAAGCUACUCAAGAGCGAUGAUUACGAGAGAAAGGAGCUGGCAAGUGUGGCCGCGGUACAAGACGUAGGAGAUCAUCGAAUGCAGAGAUCGUCCAUGUCGAAGGCGUUCAGUGCGGCGGCUCUCGUUGAAUACUUGAGGAUGAAUGGCGACGGACCUCAUGGAUUUGACGUGAUACCUCUGUAUACAUGGCUGACGCGAAGGCAGCACAAAGUUUUGACGGAAGAGCUUGUGGAUGAGCGGAUGAAGCGAGGAGUAGAAGUGGCUGCGACGGACCUGUUCGACCAUCUCAGGACGGACAAACAAGCUAUGAGGGAAGAGUUCGUCAGUCAAUCGAUGAUCUUCCUGGCGGCGGGCUCUGGGACGGUACAGUCAGCUCUUACUGGCGCGACCUUCUACUUGCUGAAAAAGCCAGAGGCACUAUCGAAGCUUCAAAAGGAGGUUCGUGGAUUGAUAAAGAAGGCCGACGAGAUCACAGAUCAAACGACGAGCUGCAUGCCCUAUCUAAACGGUGUCAUUCAGGAAGCUCUUCGUUUAUUCCCACCCCUACCGUCAAGACUUCCCAGGGUGUCACCUGGUGCAUUCAUCUAUGGGCAUUACGUUCCGGCAGGGACUGUUGUAUCAGCUACUACUUACGAUAUGAGUCGCGAUCCGAGGUAUUGGUCUCGUCCUGAUGAGUUCUGGCCAGAACGAUGGCUGUCAAUUCAAGGGGGCGAAUUCGUGAAUGAUAGGGGCGAAGCAUCGAAGCCGUUCUCAAGCGGCCCGAGAGCCUGUGUGGGGUUCAAACUGGCAUUGCUGGAGUUGAGGCUUGUAUUGGCACGGCUGGUGUUUGCGUUUGAUAUGGAGUUUGUGCCUGGAUCGGAGCAGUGGGAUGAAGGAUUGAAGGUGUAUUUUCUAUGGAAGAAGCCGCCAUUGCGGGUGAGGUUUACUCCAGUGGUGUCAGAAUAA
This is a messenger RNA of Zasmidium cellare ATCC 36951, 1149 nucleotides long. RefSeq lists its product as uncharacterized. Lineage: Eukaryota; Fungi; Ascomycota; Dothideomycetes; Mycosphaerellales; Mycosphaerellaceae. Gene Ontology annotation, molecular function: monooxygenase activity; iron ion binding; oxidoreductase activity, acting on paired donors, with incorporation or reduction of molecular oxygen. The coding region runs from base 1 to 1149 and encodes 382 amino acids. The transcript has 5 exons. The record is from RefSeq and is a predicted model, not a curated record.